Messenger RNA from Colletotrichum costaricense, 1455 nucleotides. RefSeq names its product surface antigen. The coding region runs from base 1 to 1455 and encodes 484 amino acids. Gene Ontology annotation, cellular component: outer membrane. The transcript is spliced from 3 exons. Gene Ontology annotation, biological process: protein insertion into mitochondrial outer membrane. The record is from RefSeq and is a predicted model, not a curated record. NCBI's taxonomy places the organism in Eukaryota, Fungi, Ascomycota, Sordariomycetes, Glomerellales, Glomerellaceae.
AUGGCUUCCAAGACCAGUGCGAGCGAAAGCUCUCUCUCCGACCAGAACUCGCAGCCCAUGACCAUCAACCGCUUGCAGGUUCACGGCGCUACCAACACCCGAAGAGGCUUCCUCGACCCUAUCUUCACCCCGCUCUUGACCGAGGAUGUCAACAGCUCCUCCACGCUCGGCGAAGUAGCGGCGCGGUUGGGCGACGCCAGAGGAAAGCUGGAGAGACUCGGCAUCUUCCACCCCGAUGUCAAGGUCCACCUUAGCAACGCCAACAACACCGAUGCCUCGUCCACUCCGACCGACGUCGACGUCGAUGUCGUCGUCAAAGAGCUCUCCCGCUACAAGUUCAACGCCGGAACCGAUGUCGGAAACAGCGAAGGCUCCGCUUAUACCUCCUUGCUCUGGCGCAACAUCUUUGGCGGUGCGGAGCAGCUUACUGUCAAUGCCAGUGCUGGCACAAGAACCCGUUCCGCAUACAGCGCGACCUUGAGCGCACCCGUCCAAAGCAACCCCGAUACGAGAAUCGCACUCGAGGGCCUCGCUUCCGCCACCGAUAAAUCCUGGGCAGCACACGAGGAGGUUCUGAAGGGAGGAAACCUGCGCUUCUCAUGGCUUUCUGGCCUCAAGGACAUGCACACGGUUGAAUAUUCCGGCAUUUGGCGUCAAGUUACCGGUCUCCGCGACAGUGCCAGUCCCACUGUCCGUGCCGAUGCCGGAGACUCCGUAAAGAGCUCCAUCAAACACACAUACCAGAGAGACGAGAGAGAUAACCCGCAGCUUCCGCAAAGCGGCUACGUACUCAAGUCCGUUUGGGAGCUGGCUGGUCUCGGCCCCCUAGGCGGUGACGUCGCCUUCUCCAAGAGCGAAUGGGAGGUGGGUGGUGCGCUGCCCGUCCCUGUUCCUGGCGUGGAGGGACCAUCUGGAAUCUCGAUUGGUGGUGGAUUGAGGUUCGGUAUGCUGUACCCGCUUCCUCUUGGCUUUGCCUCCGAAGGCAAGUCCCAGCCGAGCCGCAUAAACGACAGAUUCCAGCUCGGUGGGCCCACCGACGUCCGCGGUUUCCACUAUGGAGGUCUUGGACCCCACGACGGAUCCGAUUCAGUCGGAGGAGACGUCUUCGCAGCUGGCAGUGUGAACAUGCUGUUUCCUCUGCCUUACAAGGGCCCCGACUCCUCUCUCCGCUUCCAAGUGUUUGCCAACGGCGGCAGAUUAGUCGCGAUGAAGAACAAGGGCAAGACUGGUGCUUCAGCCAGCGAGGGCCUCGACGCUAGAAGUGUCGCAGGCAGCGCGUGGAGAGCGUUGAGUGACCUGACGACUGGUCUGCCAUCAACAGCCGCUGGUGUCGGUCUGGUCUACGCUCAUCCUGUCGCUCGUUUCGAGCUCAACUUCAGUCUCCCGUUGGUGCUGAGACGCGGCGAGCAGGGCACCAAGGGACUGCAGGUUGGGGUCGGCAUCAACUUCUUGUAA